Messenger RNA from Onychostoma macrolepis, 822 nucleotides. RefSeq names its product ribosomal protein L6 (gene rpl6). Gene Ontology annotation, biological process: translation. The record is from RefSeq and is a predicted model, not a curated record. Gene Ontology annotation, cellular component: ribosome. The coding region runs from base 21 to 797 and encodes 258 amino acids. NCBI's taxonomy places the organism in Eukaryota, Metazoa, Chordata, Actinopteri, Cypriniformes, Cyprinidae. Gene Ontology annotation, molecular function: structural constituent of ribosome. The transcript is spliced from 6 exons.
UAACUCCUGUGUUUUCUCAGAUGGCUGAGGGCGAUAAGAAGAAGAAGGCCCAUAAGCAUGGCAGCCGUAACCCGGUCCUGGUCCGGGGCAUUGGCCGCUAUUCCCGCUCGGCCAUGUACGCUCGCCGGGCCAUGUACAAGAGGAAGACUAAAGCUCCCGUGACGAAGGUUGAAAAGAAAAUAAAGGAGAAGACUCCCUCCACACUCACCAAAACUGUUGGCGGAGACAAAAAUGGAGGCACUCGUGUGGUCAAACUGCGCAAAAUGCCCCGUUAUUACCCCACAGAGGACGUGUCCCGUAAGCUGCGGAGUCACGGCAUCAAGCCCUUCUGUCAGCACCGCAGGAAACUGCGCAAGUCCAUCAGCCCCGGGACCGUCCUGAUCCUGCUGACCGGACGCCACCGCGGAAAGCGCGUGGUCUUCCUCAAGCAGCUGGGCACCGGUCUUCUCCUCGUCACCGGUCCUCUGGCUCUGAACCGAGUGCCACUGCGUAGAGCUCACCAGAAGUUCUGCAUCGCCACAACCACCAAAGUGGACAUCUCUAGCAUGAAGAUCCCCAAAACGCUGACCGACGCGUACUUCAAGAAGAAGAAGCUGAGGAGACCCAAGCACCAAGAGGGAGAGAUCUUUGACACAGAGAAAGAGAAGUACCAGUUGACGGAGCAGCGUAAGACUGACCAGAAAGCGGUGGAUUCUCAGCUGCUUCCUCUGAUCAAGAAGGUUCCUCAUCUUAAAGGAUACCUGCGCUCCACGUUCUGCCUGACUAACGGAGUCUAUCCACACAAACUGGUUUUCUAAAAUGCAAAUAAAAUGUCAACCCAGA